UCAAAAUUGUCACUUAAGCAUUCAGCAUUUCAGCUAAUUAUUCGUGAUUCUAACCUAAAAACUUUCUAUGUUUUCAAUCGUGUAUAAAAAAGUGUUUCACUUUCAUAAUAUGUUGAAAUUACCGUGUAUGAUAUGAAGAAAGUGAAUUCAAUUUUUUUUACUAAUUUCAUAAAUAAGAACAUCUGAAAAUAAAAAUUGUGAUUCGUGAAUUAUUUCAAAAGUUGAAGAAAUUCUAUGAGUUUGAAAUGGCUGAAGCAAUUUUCAAAUUUCCAUUACAUGAUAAUAAUGAAUCUAACAAUAAUAACGUACGUUAUAUUAAUCCGUUAUUGAUUUCAGAAUUGGCAAAACCUAUUUCUUUGAAAUUAGCUGAGGGUGCUAGCGUUAUUGGAAAAGAUUUCUUCCAUUCUGAAAGGAGUGAACCUCAAUACGAAGCGGACUUGGUAUUCAUCAAGCAGACAUGUAUUAACUUCAAAAGACCCUUUCAAGUGAAUGGAAUCAACAAAUCUACAAUCUUAAGCUUAUUAGAAAAAAAAUAUGGAACAAUAAUUGAGGAAACUGACAGAAAUGAAAUGAAAAACGAUUCUAUCGCAGAAAUAAAAGAAAGGCUACCUUUGCUCUUGGCAAACAGAGUAAAGGAUCUGAAACGGAUAAAACAGAUCAACUUAGAGAUAAUGCGAGUGAACAUUUAUAAUAAGGCAAGAGAAAUACAGUUUAGGAAUGGAAUUGAAUUGAAUAUUCCAUCAGAUCAAGAACUCUUGGAAAUAUAUGCGAGUAUAAAUGAGAAAACUAAUACAACUCAGAUCAAUGAAGAACUGAUAGAAAAUUCAGUUGAAUCAUUUUCUAGAAGUAAUGAGUACAGAUUGAAGCAUGUUGAAUUUGGAUAUUCCAUACUCAAUCUUGGAUCUACUUAUGAAAAUAAAAUACACUUACAGUUUCUAUUGAAUAGUAUAUCCAGCUAUAAAGAAAUGCAUGAUUUUGAAAAAAGAUUCUGCGAAUACCAUUUCAAGUUUAUAGAUCAGAAUCCAGAUUUGGUGGAAUGUUACCGUAGUCAAUUGUUUUUCAUUUUGGAAAUUCUGAUCAUAAAAAUUUGUACAUCAUUAAUCACUAUACCAACAGAGGCAUUCCAUUAUGAGAUAACAAAAUUGGAGGAAAAUGAAGAUUUCAAUUGCAUGAUAGUCGCCUGUAAAUUAGAUGCUGUAAUUCAUGAAAAAAUAACAGAUGUGCUGCAUUCACUGUAUUUUCUUAGCAAUUUCAACAGAAAAAUACUAGAUAUCGAAGAAAAAAUAAAACUUGCUGUAAUAUAGAUAAAAAUCUAGUUUGCAUGUGUUACAUGCAUUUAUUACUCAAUAAUCUUUUUAUGAGAUGUAUUUAAAUUUCGUUUAUUAUUUCCAAUACAUAUUUACUUCGGUAUACUGAUCAAAAUAAAAGUAUUCUUC
This is a messenger RNA of Harmonia axyridis, 1436 nucleotides long. RefSeq lists its product as uncharacterized. Lineage: Eukaryota; Metazoa; Arthropoda; Insecta; Coleoptera; Coccinellidae. The record is from RefSeq and is a predicted model, not a curated record. The transcript has 4 exons. Bases 246 to 1304 code for a protein of 352 amino acids.